AUGAACUUUUUUCUUUGUUCUUUUCCCUUUCUUUUUUUCUUUUCUUUCUUUUCAUUAAUCAAUAAGACUUUUCUUUCUUUCUUUUUUGUUUUCUUUCUUUUUUCUUUCUUUCUUAAUUUCUUCCUUUCUUUUUUUUUACAUGUCCAGUUUUUUGUUUUUUUUUUUUCUUUUUUCUUUUUCUUUCUUUCUUUUUUGAACCAUUUCCUUGUUGUUUUUAAUCUGAACUUUUUCGUUCUUUUUUCUUUCUUUUUUUUUCAUUUUAAUCUGAACUUUUUCUUUCUUCUUUCUUUCUUUCUUUCUUUUCUUUCUUUUUCUUUUCUUAAGACCAUUUCUUUUUCAUUUCUUUCUUUCUUAAUGAAAUUUCCAUUUACAUUUUCUUUCUUUUACCGUCUUUUCUUUCUGAACCAUUUUCUUUUUGUCAUUAUUUAUUUUUUUUCUUUUUUGUUUCUUUCUUUCUUUCUUUUUCUGUCAUUUCCUUCUAGUUUUAACGAACUUUCUUUCUUCUUUUUUUCUUUCUUUCUUUCUUUCUUUCUUUCUUUUUUCACAAUUCUUUCCAAUCGUUCUUUACAGUUUUUUAAUCUGAACUUUUUCGUUCUUUUUUAUUUUCUUUUCCUUUUCUUUCUUUUUUUUUUUCUUUCAGUUUUUUCUUUUUUUCUUAAUUUGAACUUUCUUUUUUCUUUUCUUUCUUUCUUUCUUAAUCUGAACAUUUUCAAUUUUACAAUGUUUAAUUUGAAAUUUUUCUUUCUUUCUUUUUUCUCGCAUGCUUUUUCUUUCUUUCAUUUUCUUUCAUUCUUUCUUUUAUCAUUUCUAAUCUGUUUUUUUUUUUUUAGCUUUCUUCUUCUUCGUCUUCUCCUUCGUCUUUCCCUCACUCACACUUCUUCCUUCCUCUUGAUGUUAUUCCUUUUCACUCGUUCAUACAUUUCUCUUUUUCCUUUCAUUCCUGCUUCAUUCACUGACGAACACCGCCGUACAUCAUUCAAGUCUUUAUUUCGCGUCAACAGCAGCGAUGCUGCUCUUUUGAACCCCCGAAUUUACCCCCGUCAGUCAACUUUCCACAUUCGUCCGCCUGAUGAGACGUUCCGUGUCCGAAUGAAGAUAUUAAUUAUCUAUCUAUCUAAAAGUUGCUCAUUAUCUAUCUAUCUAUCUAUCUAUCUCAAACUAUUAAGUUUUUCUCUCACUUUCUCUCACUUUAUUUUUCAUCCUUUCUUUCUUGUCUUUUUGUAUUCUUUUCUUUCUUUCUUCCUUUGUAUCCAUUUUAUUUGUUUGUUUGCUUCUUUCUUUCUUUCUUUCUUUCUUUCUUUCUUUCUUUCUUUCUUUCCAGUCCUUUUCUAUUCUAUUCUUUCUUUCUUUCUUCCUUUGUAUCCAGUUUUCUUUCUUUCUUUCUUUCUUUCUUUCUUUUAUUUUUCGAUUAUUUUCUUCCUUUCUUCCUUUGUAUCAAGUUUUCUUUCUUUCUUAUUUUUUCUCUCUUUCUAUUCUUUUCUUUCUUUUUUGUCAUUUUCUAUUCUUUCUUUCUUUCUAGUCAUUUUCUAUUCUUACCUUCUUUCUUUCUUUCUUUCUAGUCAUUUUCUAUUCUUUCUUUCUUUCUUUCUUUCUUUCUUUCUUUCUUUCCCGUCAUCUUCUAUUCUUCUUUCUUUCUUUCUUUCUUUCCAGUCAUUUUCUAUUCUUUCUUUCUUUCUUUCUUUCUUUCUUUCUUUCUUUCUUUCUUUCUUUCUUUCUUUCUUUCUAUUCCUUCUUUCUUUCUUUCUUUCUUUCUAUUCCUUCUUUCUUUCUUUCUUUCUUUCUUCUUUUUUUUCUUUCUUUCUUUCUUUUUCUUUCUUUCUUUCUUUCUUUCUUUCUUUCUUUCUUUCUUUCUUUCUUUCCAGUGCUUUUCUAUACUUUUCUUUUUUCUUUCUUUCUUUCUUUCUUUCUUUCUUUCUUUCUUUCUUUGUUAAUUAA
Acanthosepion pharaonis is the source of this 1935-nucleotide messenger RNA. NCBI's taxonomy places the organism in Eukaryota, Metazoa, Mollusca, Cephalopoda, Sepiida, Sepiidae. The record is from the annotation of a GenBank genome assembly.